UGUUUUUUCCAAUGAAACGGCCUUUAGCAGUUUCUGGAACACUCGAGGUGGUUCAUGGGCCGUUCUCCACUUCGUAUUUUUAUCCUUCGACACUACUUCUCAUGGUUGUGAUCAAAGCUCUCGUCUUUCUUCUUCGUGCUCAUCGUAUUCGUCUUCACGUCUGCAUUCAUUGUUCUUAUUCUUCCUCAGAAGAUGAGCCGACACCCUAUUGUGAAGUGGGCUCAGAGAUCAGACAAGGUUUAUGUGACUGUUGAUUUGCCUGAUGCUAAAGAUGUAAAGGUCAAGCUAGAACCUGAUGGAAGAUUUAAUUUCUCUGCAAAGAAAGAUGAAAUUCCCUAUGAAGUUGACUUGGAUCUAUUUGAUAAGGUCAAUGUGGAGGACAGCAAAUAUAAUGUUGGUGUAAGAAACAUAGUUUAUGUUAUAAAGAAAGCGGAGAAGAAAUGGUGGGACAGGUUGAUCAAGCCGGAAGGAAAGCCUCCUGUGUUUGUCAAAGUUGAUUGGGAUAAAUGGGUUGACGAAGAAGAAGAGAACGAGAGAGCAGGAAUGGACUUCGAUGACAUGGAUUUCUCGAACUUAGACAUGGGUGGGGAUGAUCUUGAUUUGGAUGAUUUGAAGGAACAGGAAGUCUGUGCAGAUGAAGUCGAAACGAAAGAAGAGGAUGGGCAGAAAGAGAUGGAGGUGGGAGAACCGCCUGCACCGGUGGCUGAGGAAGCUAAGUCUUGAUUGCUUUGGAAAGACAGAAAACGGAGACCCCUAUCCUUGACACGAGCUGUGUGAAAGUGAGGUUUUAUGGUUACUGGAUCAAUGAAUGCUUACAAACUCAAGGUUGCUGAAAUUGUGUGCCUUUUCUUAGGUCUAGCCUUUCUCAAAUUGUGUCUCUUUUAUUGUGUGUAGGCAUUCUCACAUUAGCAUGUAUGCCAUACUCUCUCUAUGUUGUCAUGGCAGUAAGGAUCAGUUCUGGUAAAAGGACAUUUCUGGAGUCAAAAUAUCAUGAUACAUCUUGUUUAUGGCUAUAAA
Prosopis cineraria is the source of this 1017-nucleotide messenger RNA. Its product is annotated as co-chaperone protein p23-1-like. Gene Ontology annotation, biological process: chaperone-mediated protein complex assembly; protein folding. The record is from RefSeq and is a predicted model, not a curated record. The transcript has 6 exons. Gene Ontology annotation, cellular component: cytosol; nucleus. NCBI's taxonomy places the organism in Eukaryota, Viridiplantae, Streptophyta, Magnoliopsida, Fabales, Fabaceae. Bases 193 to 723 code for a protein of 176 amino acids. Gene Ontology annotation, molecular function: protein-folding chaperone binding; Hsp90 protein binding.